This is a messenger RNA of Chlorella variabilis, 3936 nucleotides long. RefSeq lists its product as hypothetical. Gene Ontology annotation, molecular function: ATP hydrolysis activity; ATP binding; ABC-type transporter activity. Gene Ontology annotation, biological process: transmembrane transport. Lineage: Eukaryota; Viridiplantae; Chlorophyta; Trebouxiophyceae; Chlorellales; Chlorellaceae. The transcript is spliced from 37 exons. The coding region runs from base 28 to 3936 and encodes 1302 amino acids. Gene Ontology annotation, cellular component: membrane. The record is from RefSeq and is a predicted model, not a curated record.
UAUGCCGACCGCUUGGACUACCUCUUCAUGCUGCUGGGCGCGGGCGGAGCGGCCGCCAACGGCGCCGCCAUGCCUCUGUUUGCGCUCAUCUUUGGCGGGCUGGUCAACUCGUUUGGCGGCAACGAAGAUGACCCAGAUGCGCUGACGGAGCAGGUCACCAAGUACUCACUGUACUUUGUGUACCUCGGAGUGGGCGCCUUUGUGGCGGCGUACCUGCAGGUCGCCCUGUGGACCCUCACAGGCGUGCGGCAGGUGAACCGCAUGCGGGGGCAGUACCUGAAGAGCGUGCUGCGGCAGGAUGUGGGCUACUUCGACACCACAGCCACCAGCGGCCGCCUGCUGCAGGGCCUGAACGAGGACUGCCAGACCAUCCAGCUGGCCAUAGGCGACAAGGUCGGCCACGUCAUCUUCAACCUCACAACCGCGGUGGUGGGAAUCAUCAUCGCCUUCACCAAGGGUUGGGACAUGACUCUCGUGAUGCUGGCAGUCACGCCCUUCCUGGCCGGCAUGGGCUUCAUGAUUUCCGUCUUCAUGGCCCGCAACACUUCCAAGAUCAACACAGCCUACGCAGACGCCAACUCCAUCGCGCAGCAGGCCCUGGGCAACAUCCGGACUGUGUAUGCCUUCAACGGGGAGGAGCGCACGCUGGAGGCCUACUCAGCCUCCCUGCAGCCGCCGCUCAAGGUGGGCAUCCGCCAGGGCUUCCUGGGUGGCCUGGUGGUGGGCAUCACAAACGGGGUGGCCUUCUUCGCAUACGCGCUGGCGCUGUGGUACGGCAGUACACGCGUGGUGGCUGGAGCCUACAACGGCGGCGACGUGGUCAACGUUCUGUUCUCUGCGCUCAUUGGCGGCUUUGCGCUGGGGCAGGCCGCGCCCAAUGCCCAGUACUUCCAGCAGGCGAGCAGGCAGCUGCUGGGCAUGGGCCGGCGCGACUGUGGUGGGGUGCCGCUUGGCAGGGGAGCCGCGGCGCAUGCACGUGCAGGCAGGCCUGCUGGGUUGGCCCCACUGCGCUUGCCGACGUGCCGGCCACACGUCAAGGUCUUCCGCGAGUUUAACCUGACGGUGCCCGCCGGCAAGACCGUAGCAUUGGUUGGGGAGAGCGGCAGCGGCAAGUCGACCGUCAUUGGCAUCAUCGAGCGCUUCUACGAUCCGCAGGCGGGUGAGGUGCUGAUCGAUGGCGUGGACAUCAAGAAGCUGCAGCUGCGCUGGCUGCGCUCCCAGAUUGGGCUAGUCAGCCAGGAGCCCACGCUGUUUGCCACGACCAUCUCCGAGAACAUCCGCCUCGGAAAGCCAGGAUGCACCAUGGAGGAGAUUGUGGAGGCGGCCAAGUCCGCCAACGCCCACAACUUCAUCUCUGGCCUGCCCAGGGGGUACGACACCCAGGUGGGCGAGAAGGGGGUGCAGAUGUCGGGGGGCCAGAAGCAGCGCAUCGCCAUCGCGCGGGCAAUCCUCAAGGACCCCAAGAUCCUGCUGCUGGAUGAGGCCACCUCAGCGCUGGAUGCGGAGAGCGAGCACGUGGUGCAGGAUGCUCUGGACCGGCUGAUGGUGGGGCGCACCACGGUGGUGGUGGCGCACCGGCUGUCAACUGUGAUUGGCGCCGACAUGAUCGCAGUGGUGAAGCAGGGGCACAUUGUGGAGCAGGGGAGCCACGAUGAGCUCAUGGCGCUCGGCGGGGCCUACUGGACGCUGGUGCACACCCAGCAGCAGGGCGGCGGCACAGGGGACAGCGAGGAGGAGGAGGAGGAGUAUGAGGGGAUGGGCCCGCUGACCCUGCUGGCGGCUGUGCCAGAGGAUGACGCCAUUACCCCCCGCCUGUCGCGGCAGUCGGGGGAUGCCGCUGACAAGUCUGGCAGGGCAGGCGGCUUCUUCAAGAAAGCAGGCACAGUUGUGCCAGAGGCACUCGCAGAGGGCCUUCCCGCUCCAGACCCGUCCCAGAGCGCCGCCGCCCGUGGCGUCAUGCCUGGCAUGGCCCUGCAGCGCGGCAUGAGCGGCAUGCGCCGCUACAUCAGCUUCCGCCGCAAGGACACCAAGCGGCGGCGGGAGGCGGAGCAGGAGGCGGUGGACCACCGCAAGUCGACGGCCGAGGAGGAGCAGAUCAAGGUGCCCAUCAAGCGAAUCGUGGCGCUGAACAAGCCUGAGCUGCCGGCGGCGGUGACGGGCAUGCUGGGGUCGGCGGCGCUGGGCAUGAUGAUGCCGGGCUUUGCCAUCGCCUUCAGCUCCAUCCUGGAUACCUUCUACGGCCCAGUGGAAGACAUCAGCAGCGGCGCCCAGAAGUGGUCGCUCGUGUUUGUGGCCAUUGGUGUGGGCGCCAUCGUCGCGGCCAUGUUCCAGUCCUACUCUUUCAAUUACAUGGGCCAGAAGCUGGCGCUGCGCGUGCGCGUCCUCAUGUUCCGAGCCCUGCUGCGCCAGGAGGUGGGGUGGUACGAUGAGGACCGCAACAGCAGCGGCGUGCUGUCCUCCAAGCUCUCCUCCGACGCCCUGUCGGUCAAGGGGCAGUUUGGAGACACCAUGGGCCUGCUGACGCAGAACCUGGUCACCCUGAUUGGCGGCCUCAUCGUGGCAUUCACCAACGGCUGGAAGCUGAGCCUGGUGGUGGUGGCCUGCCUGCCCGUCAUGGCCUGCGGCGCCUACUUCCACACCAAGAUGCAGAUCCAGAGCGCAUCCAAGGAGGACGAUACCUUCGCCCAGGCCAACCAGACCGCCUCCGAGGCACUCACAAACAUCAAGACUAUCGCCGCCUUUGGCAUGGAGGGGCAGGUGUCGGAGCUGUAUGCCAAGAAGCUGCGGGUGCCCACCCUCGAGGCGAGGCGCCGCUCCAACACCGCAGGCGCCGGCUUUGCCUUUGGCCAGUUCUCGCUGUUUGCCACCUACUCCCUGGCCUUCUGGUACGGCGGCCAGCUGGUGGCAGACGGGGAGAGCACCUUCAAGCAAGUUAUGCUGGUGUUCUUCUCCAUCUUCCUGGCCGCCAUGGGCGCCGCCCAGGCCCAGCUCUUCUUCCCGGACGUGGCCAAGGGCAAGGCCGCCACCCAGCGCGUCUUUUCUAUCAUCGACCGCGUGCCCAAAAUCGACGCCGCUAGCAUGGAGGGCUCCCAGCCGCUGGCCGUCAGCGGGGAGGUGGAGCUUCGAGACGUCACCUUUGCCUACCCGCAGCGCCCAGAGGUCAAGGUCUUCCGCCACUUCAGCCUGCACGUGCCCCAGGGCAAGACUGUGGCGCUGGUGGGCGAGAGCGGCAGCGGCAAGUCCACCGUCGUGGCGCUGAUCGAGCGGUUUUACGAUCCGCUGGCGGGGCAGGUGCUGCUGGACGGCCGCGACAUCCGAGACCUCAACCUGCGCUGGCUGCGCGAGCAGAUUGGGCUGGUGGGGCAGGAGCCGGUGCUGUUCAACAUGACCGUCACGGAGAACAUCCGGUAUGGGCGGCCCGAUGCCAGCGAUGAGCAGGUGGAGGCGGCCGCGCGGGCGGCCAACGCCCACACCUUCAUUGCCCGCCUGCCCGAGAAGUACGGCACCAAGCUGGGCGAGGGCGGCAUCACCCUCAGCGGCGGCCAGAAGCAGCGGGUGGCCAUCGCGCGGGCCAUCGUGAAGGACCCCAAGGUGUUGCUGCUGGACGAGGCCACCUCAGCGCUGGAUGCGGAGAGCGAGAAGGUGGUGCAGGAUGCUCUGGACCGGCUGAUGGUGGGGCGCACCACCGUUGUGGUGGCGCACAGGCUCAGCACUGUGCGCGACGCCGACGUGAUUGCCGUGGUCAACCGUGGGAAGAUCAUUGAGCAGGGCCCGCACGAGGAGCUCAUGGCCCGCCCGGCCGGCGCCUACUCGCGCCUCGUGCGCCACCAGCUGACCCGCGGCGGAGCCAGCGUGCGCCUGGCGUCGCGGCGCGCGGCGUCCUUCCAGCGCCUCGCUGCCGCCGCCGGCGCGGGCGGCGACGCGCACCAGCCGUGA